CCACAGGAGAGCAAUCAAUACAAAGAAAUGCAAAGAAAUGGUCAAAUGCCUCUGCUUUUACCAGGUGCAAUGCAAAGACAUACCGGGAGAGCACACUGGAAUUAGGAUUACACUGCAAAAAGAGCAGAGCAACGACCAAAAAGAAAUAAAACCAUGGAAGAAACCGAUGAGAAGAGUUUUCUCAGCUCCAUAUAUCCCCUUCUUCUUCUUCUGCAGAAAUCCACACUAAACCCUGGGUAUCCCCAACUUAUUAGCACAAAAACACCCCACUUUCCUCAUCAUCAUGUUGAUAUGGAGGAGAUAUCUGAUGACAAGACCCAUGUCCACCUCGUCGUCCGCGACAACAAUCGAAGGCCUUCGAUGGUGGGAACGAGUGGGACCAGCCCCUAAAGACCCAAUCUUGGCUGUCUCCGAGGCUUUUCUUGCUGAUUCUAGUCCUCUCAAGAUCAACCUUGGUGUGGGAGCUUACAGAGAUGAUGAGGGGAAACCUGUGAUUCUUCAGUGCGUUCGAGCUGCUGAGGCCAAGAUUUCUGGUACCCAAUUCUUGGAGUCACUUUCAAGUGCAGCGAGUACCAAAUUAGUUGAGGAUAGUGUACAAUUGGUAUAUGGAAAGGAUUCAGAUAUUGUCAAAGAAAGGAGGUUUACCGGGCUCCAGGCUCUUUCAGGCACUGGUGCAUGUCGGCUCUUUGCUGAGUUCCAGCGGCAUUUUUAUCCUGAAUCACAUAUCUAUUUACCUGUUCCUACUUGGUCCAACCACCACAACAUUUGGAGGGCUGCCCAAGUUCCAGUAAGAACCUUCCACUACUACCAUCCUGAUUCCAAGGGCUUACAUUUUGCAGCACUCAUGGAUGAUAUAAAGAAUGCCCCAGAACAUUCGUUCUUCUUACUCCAUCCUUGUGCUCACAACCCAACUGGUGUUGACCCUACUGAGGAACAGUGGAGAGAAAUUUCGCAUCAAUUCAAGGUGAAGAACCAUUUCCCUUUCUUUGAUACGGCUUAUCAAGGUCUUGCUAGUGGGGAUCUUGACAGGGACGCCAAGGCUAUCCGGAUAUUUCAUGAAGAUGGACAUUUGAUAGGUUGUGCUCAGUCAUUCGCAAAAAUCAUGGGACUCCAUGGGCACCGAGUGGGUUGUCUUAGUAUUCUUUCUGUGGAUGAGAAGCAAGCAAUUGCAAUCAGAAGCCAGCUUCAGCAGAUUGCCAGGGCAAUGUAUGGCAGCCCUCCUGUUCACGGCAGCUUGUUAGUCUCCACAAUCCUCGGAGAUCCAGAGUUAAAGGCACUUUGGGAAGAAGAAGUGAAGGUAAUGGUUGAUCGCAUUAUCAGAAUGCGAGCUGCUUUGCGUCGUAGUCUCGAGAAAUUGGGUUCUUGUCUCAACUGGGAGCACAUAACUAACCAGGUUGGAAUGUUUUGCUUCUCUGGCUUAUCCCCUGAACAGGUUGAUCAGUUAGUGAGGGAAUUCCAUAUAUACAUGACUUGUGACGGCCGCAUAAGCAUGGCAGGAGUAACUACAAGCAAUGUGGAUUAUUUGGCAAAUGCAAUACAUGAAGUUAGUAGAUACUGAGUUAAAUGAAUGAAGAGAAGAUAUGCUUCAAUGCAUCGAAUUUGUCGGCAGUUAAUGAUUGAAAGCAGGGAAGAAGAUGCCUUUAACCAGAAACACCCACACAUUCAAGGUUGUUAGUUAUGGAUCCUUUUCAUUCUUCCCUUUUUGAUACGGAUCUCCAUCAGUCCAUGUAACCUCAUUAAUUGAAAGGUUUAAGAAAAAUCAUUUAUUUUUGGGUACAAUUAAAGAAAGAUCUUCUGUUGGGUAUGAAAAAUAUAGAAAUCAGGGUAAUUCUAAUGAGACGAAGAUGUGCGUAACAGGGUUUGAUAUGAAAUUUAAUGUACGUUUCAUUUUGUU
Camellia sinensis is the source of this 1894-nucleotide messenger RNA. RefSeq names its product aspartate aminotransferase, mitochondrial. Gene Ontology annotation, biological process: biosynthetic process; amino acid metabolic process. The record is from RefSeq and is a predicted model, not a curated record. NCBI's taxonomy places the organism in Eukaryota, Viridiplantae, Streptophyta, Magnoliopsida, Ericales, Theaceae. Gene Ontology annotation, molecular function: pyridoxal phosphate binding; L-aspartate:2-oxoglutarate transaminase activity. Gene Ontology annotation, cellular component: mitochondrion.